Messenger RNA from Paracoccidioides lutzii Pb01, 1158 nucleotides. RefSeq lists its product as hypothetical. The record is from RefSeq and is a predicted model, not a curated record. Bases 1 to 1158 code for a protein of 385 amino acids. The transcript has a single exon.
AUGUCCUUUGAGGAGGGCGGGACGCUAGCUCUUACGGUUUUUCCACAUUACCACUUGACGCUCUUGGUUGGAUUUUCCAAUGACCCGACGAUGAACACCAACAUGUGCUGUAACUCGCAUAGCCACACCCACGAGCAAAUCUGCGCCGUCAUUCCAGAAGAGCCAGGGCGAAAACACGAAAAUGCGAUGCCAAAUGUCGAGCGAUAUAGCCAUUGGGCCAAGGCGAUAAUGAACCAGAACGGGUACGACGAGUGGCAUGUCUUCGAAUUGCCAAAACUAGUAAUUGAGGAGAUAAUAGAAGCGAAUUACCACUGGCUAGUGGAGGACAAGGCGGACGAGACACGGAUAGCUUACAUUGCAGCACAUUUUCCGAAAACUAUGUCGGAUAUGCCGAUAGAUUUUGUUUUUCGGCCUGGAAAGAAAUGGUUCUGUCGUCUCGAUCUUACAAACCCAACAGAUGAGCUUGAACAAAAGUUACCAGUCACGUCGCUCGAAGAGCUUGUCUGGCGCCUUUGCACAUCAUCUUUGGCGCACGGGGCGCUCCUGAUUGACGUAGAACGACAGCCAAAGCUUUUCCUAAUCCCAUUUGACGACAUGAUCCGCCAGUCCCUUGAAUUUCGAGCGUUCUGUCCCCCAGGUUCUCCACAAGUGACUGCUGUUUCACAGAGACAUUGGCUCACUCCAUUCCCCAAUGGCACAAUUGAAAAUAUGAUAUGGUUGGCAAAGGUUGUCUUGCAGUGCGCAAAUCGCCUUCGAAAUGAGAUUGUUGAAUAUUCCAUGCAGAUACCCGAUAGAACCGUGUCGCAUGAUAUCCACACUCGUGGGUUCGUAUUCGACUUCCUUUUGACGCCUGGUAUGGAAGGGCGACUGGUCGACAUCAAUGGGUUCGGGGCGAUGGGAGGAACUGGUAGCUGCUUGUUUAAUUGGAUUCGAGAUGCGCACGUUCUUUAUGGAUUGAAAACUUAUGUUGAAAUUCGAGUUUCGACAGCGAUUAUGCCAGCUGAUUACAAAGUAAACCAAGAGGCCACCACUACCCAACCCAAGGACGCAGACAAGGACGCGGACAUGGACGCAGACAUGGACGCAGAUAAGGACGCAGACAAGAACACAGACGCUGUUGCGGAGUCUAAGGAAGCUGGGAAGAACCGAGUUCUAUGA